AUUGGGAGCAGUGUUGAACAAGAUCUUGUUCAGGCUGCGCACAUUUAGCGCAAACGCAAUAAUAUUUAUUGUGUCGAGCGUGUAUACCCAAUUACUUUUUAUUUUGUAUACUCUUCUACGAUUUAUUUACAUUAUCGCUUCUUUACGUUAUUCAAAUAUUUUUGUUCACCUUGUAUAUGACCAUGAAAUGAGAAACAAGUAGUAAAGUAGCACCACACCAGUGAUGAAGAAUCUUCUGAAGUCAGUCGAGAUGCGCGAAUUAUUACAUUUCUCUUGUCAAAUACAAAAUAUAUGUAAUUUCGCGGUAAUCUUUCAAAACUGACCGGUGAAAGGACAUAUUGCAAGAAUUGUUUGUGAUGUGCAAAUAGUGUAUUAAAAAACGUUUUACAAUUUGCAGAAGAUUCUCUGCAGAAGAAAAUAAUGCAUGUGACUUCGAAACACGGAAGUUAAGAUGGCAAACGAGCACUUGUUUGCGUCCUUGCUAGAAGAUUCGUUCUCCGAUGCGGACAACAGCUUCGAGAAUUAUUCGUCCAAAUUAAAAGAUGCUCUGGAGAAACUCACAGAGAAAUUCGAGGUGGAACACUUGCAGCAGGCUCUACAAGAAUGUUUGUCCUCUUGUCCAGACGAUUCGCUGGACGAAAAACUUUUCAGCGAAACACUUCCUUUGGUGCAUCGCUUUUUAUCGCAGAUCUUGAAGCAGAUCCCUGAAACGAUAAGUACAAAUGCUGAAGAUGCAACAGAAAAUAUAAAACGACAAUUACUUAUGUGUCAAGAAUUGCUGAAUGUGAAAGAAAAAUCUUUGGAACGAGUGUCGUCGUUUCAAAAAACAUCUGCUAUGUGUUUUAAAUUCUUGAUAGAAAAUGUGCUUCUUUCAAUUAAAUUAAUCUUUGAGCACUGUCGAGAAAGCAAGAAAUUGUACGAAACUUUAUUCGAGGCUAUAUCAGAAAAAUUAGCGAUCCUCUUUCGCAAGGCGAAAACGAUCUUGAGUCUAUUCCUAGCCACUUUGGAGAGUGUAAUCGUUUUCGACACGGACAAGGAAUCGGAAACGGAACUGUUGAUAAAAGUGAUCGAUUUGAUCGGGUCCUUGGUUACUAUAUCUCAUGAGUUGGACGCAAAAACAUUUGUGGACGCGUCCAAAAUGUUUGGUAAAUUGGCAAUCAUGCACGAACUACACAUAAAACGUAUGAAAGCGGAUUGCGUUACUUCUCAUCUUGUGGAAAUGACAAAAGAUGCAACUAGGAUGCUCUCGUUGCUUCAGGACUCCCUCGACAAAGCGGAAGAAAGGAAGAUAAAAGUUAUUGGUCACACGUUAAAAAUUUUGGACAGAUUAUUUGCUACGUAUUGUUCCUGCUUGAACAACGACACGCUCCUCCCCAUAAUUGAACUUCUCUUACAAAUGCACAGGUGCAGUCCCUCGUGCUUGAAAGAAACACAGAAUUACAGCAAACUGAUCGAGUUAAUAAACAUUCACAUCUCGAGGGGCGCAGAGCCAUUUCUAAAUACCGUCUUUGAAGCACCCGAUUUCAAACAGACAUUCUUCGAGUAUGGCAGUCAAACAAGAAUCGACAAAUUGGGCUACCAUUUAUUAAUAAUUAACAUCAUGAAAAAACUGAUCAGUAUGCCGUACGAACAGCACUGUAAUUGGACAUUGGGCUCGGAAUCAAUCAUCGAUAUUGCAUUAUCGAACAUUGACGAUAUACAGGAAGAGAUCUGCGUGGGUGAAGUAAAGUUACCAGGUGCCCACGAAAUUGGAGAGAGACCACGACAAGCUUCACUGUACGAAGCUACACUGGUACCAAUCUGCAGUCUGAUCAGCCAAAUUCCAGCGGACGGAUUUCAUGCCAUCGAGUUAAUUUUAUUGAAACACCUGCUAAGUAUUCGGCUAUGGAGCUCUCUGUUGAGCUCAGACGUCUGGUGUUUCAUUGGCCGCAUCGGUUCGUCGGAGCUGUGUGCUAGUCACGUAAAAUAUUUGUUGAAAGUUUAUGCCGCUUUUACGAAGCGCGGUAAUAGUUUUGAAGUGAUCGUAUUGGAGAACUUAAUUGGAAGAUUGUAUAGUUUAUUGUCCGAAGAUACGAGACACGAUAUUGUGACGGAGCUGGAGGAUCUUGAGAAUCCAUUUUGGUUGCCGCUCGCGCGAUUUUUUCCAUCGAAAACGAAAUCGUUUAUACAGAAUCGUUUAGCUUGCAUAAUUGAUGACAUUCCUAAUGCGUUCUUGGAACUGCAACGACAACCGACUGUACAAAACUGGAAUCGUAUUAUGAUGCUGAUGCCCAUGAUUGGCAAACUGGAUUACGCAGGCGAAAAGCAUGCUAUUGAUAUGCUAUCACAGAUAUGGAACUCUAUCGCAAACACCAUUGAAUAUUGUGAAGGGAGACAGCUGGAUAUAUUGUCGGAGUUUAUGUUGGAAUUCUUCAGUGCUACGAAACCUAAAACCAUUCAGGACGAUACGUUCUUUACAAUCCUUGAAGCUGUUUUAGCAUCCUUCUUAUGCUUCUCGCCGCACGUAAAAGUAAUGGCAUCGCAUUAUUUAAGAAACAGUAUUAAUUCUUUUGGAAAUUGUGGCGUCAAAAGUUCGAACGCGUUAGCGGAGCUAAAUUGUCGACUAUUAGAAGACGAAAAUCCAUGGGUGCGACAAGAAGCCUUGGAAUCUUUCGAUCAUGUAGCUCAUAUGUGUCCAAACGAGGAUCUCGUUAGAACAAUGGCUGCUAUCGUCACAAGAAAGUCAUUGUUAAACGAUUUUUUACCGGCGUAUCUUUCCGGUACAACUUAUUACGAGCUGCAAGAUUUCUCUCAUGUCAAAUUUUAUCUGCAAUACGUGACUAGGAACGCUAACAACGUUUGUCAUGUUUGCUGCAGCUACGAGGAUUCUCAGAGGGACGAGAAACUCGCGAAACUGGAAACUCAAUCGGUUGAAAACUCGAACAAAAAUGCAUCCAGGAAUGAUCUGGAUGGACAAGUGAAUAAAAUAUGCGACGAGUUGAACGAUAUCUCAAAGAAGCACGAUGAAAUCAGUGAUCACGCUUUGCAAAGGCUGCGAUCAGUUUGUGCGAAAGUAUUGGAUUUGAUUGAGCCGCUUAAACGAUCCUAGAUUGUUUCGCGGUUCAAGUUCUUUGCUACGAAUAAUAACUAUAUUCACUCAAGGUUGCUAUGCACUGAAGAUUCCUUGAAUUGCUUGUUAAAUUUCGUAUUUAUUUUUAACUUUGGUAAAGCAGAAUAUAUAUGUUGUCUCUAUUUGCUAGGCAUUAAAAGUUACUUUCUUUUAUCCAAGUCGGUCGUAACAAAGAGGUUAAUCAUUAAUACUAUUAGGUAAAAAAGCAGAUACUGCUGUAUUGAGAGAAAUCUAUAGAAUCUUCCGGUACAAACAGAAUCUUAGUAACUUUUAUAGUUAUCUCACGAAAUUGAUGUGAAUUUGAAAAAUGUGCCUAUUUUUCAAAUCAAAUUUCUCAAAAUAAACUGGAGACAAACGGAUCAUAGAUUGAAAACGUUGAAAAAAGUUAAAAUUUGUUGGACAGUGUUAUUUAAUAAAACUCUAAACAUUCUAGUACUUAAAUUGUAUAAAUAGAUAUCAUUUAAAAAUAAAGAAAAUGAAAAGGAAAAUGGUAUCGUGCUUAUGAUAUCACACAUUCACAUUAUACAGUAUAUGUACAUAAAUGUGAGGCAUGAUCCGUCCAAUAGUCAGUUGCAUGAACACGUUGAAUGCGUGCAGUUUGCACGUGCAGGCUAGUCACGCGAAUGUCAGACAAGUGCAUAUACCUUACCGCGAUCUAGUAGUACAUUAUUGUUAUUAAAUAUAUAUUAAAUAUUAUUAAAUAUCUUAAAUUACUUAAGAAUUGAUACGUACAUUCGUUUUAUAAGUUGAUUUUUUUCAGGAGCAGUUCAAACAGUAUUCAUUGUGUUUAAGUUUUGUAGAUUUUUUAUAGUUUUAUAUGAAGCACAAUUGAAUAUAGUUUUCAUUGAAGAGAAUACUGUAAGUUAUUAUGUGUACAUGUAUAUGUAACACAAAAUUUAAUUUUUACUAAUAAACAAUUAUUCCAUGUAAAAUGCAAUUGGUUUAAAUAGUGUCAAGUAAAUUAUCUGCAAUAUUAAUUUUAUAAAAUACGGAAGAAAUUUUUUUUUUAUAUUAUUUGAAGUUAUAUUAAUCUGUAUAUUAAUUCUUACAUCUGCA
Molecule: messenger RNA, 4165 nt
Organism: Megachile rotundata (alfalfa leafcutting bee)
Lineage: Eukaryota; Metazoa; Arthropoda; Insecta; Hymenoptera; Megachilidae
Product: FIGNL1-interacting regulator of recombination and mitosis
Source: RefSeq, a predicted model, not a curated record